AUAAUGACUCCCAGGCGUCGCCGAUUCGAGUUCUCCUUUCGUAAGAGACACGGCAGUCCCUCGACGUCCUCUUCCAGUAUCUCUCCAACCGUCCCUGUCCUCCAAUCGCCUCUGGCUUUUCAAGCACUAGGCCCGAGAACCAUCUCUGAGGCGACCUUAAAGCAGAAGAAUAAGCUGGACAGGGCGCCUGUGAGACCAUCCAUGUUUCUCGAGGAGAAGGAUGACGAUGACAAUCCUAUGUACCCCAUCAAGCCUGGCGCACCUGCCGAUGUGAAGUCGACCCAUUUCGAACGCAAAAUUAUUGAAGGGGAGUCUGUCCUCCGCCCCAAAAGCCAAUACUUUGAGGAUAUCUUCAAUGUCCGGGGUCUUGUAACCUCAGCAAAGACUCGGAUCACUCAGGAUUCCGUGAUUGUCAUUGAAAUCAAGAUCAGUACCCAGGUUAAGGAUGAUGAUUCGCUUGCUUCAAUAAUCACAACGCAGAUGGCAAGGAUCUUUGAAAAGUCUGGCAUCUUCAUCAUGACCACCGUCCAGCAAGACGCUUGCCUUUAUUUCGGAAACUCGAACUCUCCAGCUUACUUGAUGAAAGUAUUUGCGUUGCCGUAUCUCAUAGCUCCAAUAACGAAUCUUCGCAGCACCAUUCUCAUUCAGAUCGCCCUUCAAAAGAUUCUGAAUAUAGAACCGAGCCGUGGAAUCAUCUUGUACAUCCCUAUCCCCGAAGAGAACCUUGCAACCAACGGAGCAACCGUCAUGGGCCAGUUGGUGAAUAUGGAACGUAGUACAGGGGUGUUCAAGACCAUCUCGCGAAAGCUCAAGUCUGGCAGCGCACAGAGCGCCCCCAUCUCGGUUGCAACGACAUCUUCGUGGACC
This is a messenger RNA of Aspergillus saccharolyticus JOP 1030-1, 867 nucleotides long. RefSeq names its product MIF domain protein. The annotation marks the transcript as partial. Gene Ontology annotation, molecular function: phenylpyruvate tautomerase activity. Lineage: Eukaryota; Fungi; Ascomycota; Eurotiomycetes; Eurotiales; Aspergillaceae. The record is from RefSeq and is a predicted model, not a curated record. The transcript is spliced from 2 exons.